UCAUCCGCCAUAACGUUGUUAAAUUGUGAAAGUGAAGAGUGAAAUUUGUUUGUUUUAACGAUUCCGAAGCGUUUUAAUAAGUGUAGUUAAAGAAUGUUUUAAAAUGAGUGAGUGGUAUAGAAUGAAAACGGGACACAAACACGACAAUUCUUCAGAUUUAUCAGUUGAAACUUCAUGUGAAAUGUCAGACUCUUUCAAUAAUAUGUUUUCGGAUAAUCUAAGCCCUAUUCCGACUGUGAUUGUGCCAAGGAAAUUAGAUUUCAGUAAUAUGGAUGAUAAUGAUUGUACUCCUCCUUCUGCUUCUCCUGCCCCAGCACCGCUAAGCCCACCUUAUAAGAAAGUCAGAGCUUUGAGACUGUUUGACAGCCCGCACACUCCCAAAUCGCUGCUGCAGAAGUGUUCGACGCCUUCGCAUCAUCCGCCGAGGUCAAGGCUCUUUCCGCCCAAGCUUAACAUUCCGUCGGGCUUGCCGUCUGGCUCCAGUCACCACCUCCAUCCGCCAUCAGACGAGGACAGCGCGUUGGGCAGCCUCGCGCUCGACGACCUCGAAGACUCCCGCUACAACCGCAGACCAUUGGCUAACAUCAAUCCUUUUACGCCGAACGGCCAAGCGUUGAACAAGAAGAAGCGGGCUCUGUCAAAGACACCAACGUCCCAGGGUAAUAUUUCACCACAGCAACCAGCUAAAAGGCUAAGGGAAUCCAACAUAUCACGUUAUAACGUGGAGUUCGUGGAACUGGAUGUGAUCGGGUGCGGGCAGUUCGGUCGGGUCGCGCGCUGCGUCAACAAGUUAGACGGGUGCGUGUACGCGCUCAAGCGGUCGCUGCGGCCCGUGGCCGGCUCGGCCGAGGAACGUGCCGCUCUCACCGAGGUGUACGCGCACGCCGCUCUCGGCGUACACCCGCACGUAGUCAGAUACUACUCGGCCUGGGCCGAAGACGACCACAUGAUAAUACAGAAUGAGUUCUGCGACGGUGGCUCAUUGCAGCAGUUGUUGGAGAGUGGACCGUUGCCCGAGAACGAACUGCUGCUGUUGCUGGCCCAUAUUAGUGAUGGACUAGCGUACAUGCAUUCACUUCAAUUGGUGCAUAUGGACGUAAAACCAGGGAAUAUAUUUAUUUGCAACGAAGAGGUUGCGUCUAACUCGGAGUCUGAUGAUGGCUAUGACGAUGAGGAUGAAGUGACCACCAAACCGAAACAUAAAUAUAAGAUUGGCGACCUCGGCCACGUCACCUGCGUGUCUUCACCGUCCGUGGAUGACGAGGGAGACUGCCGGUAUCUCUCCAAGGAGAUUCUGCACGAGGAGUACACGGACCUCACUAAAGCGGACAUAUUUGCCUUCGGUUUAACACUAUUCGAAGCCGGUGGCGGGGGUCCUCUCCCGAAGAACGGACAGGAGUGGCAUGAUCUGAGGGACGGAAAGCUUCCGGACCUGCCAAACAUUUCCAGGGAGUUUAAUCAGCUAUUGAAGGAUAUGGUGCAGCCGAACCCGAGGUCGCGUCCGUCAGCAGCCAGGAUACGAAGACACCCCCUGCUGCACAAGGCGAGCAAGGCACAGCUCCGGCGGGAGCUGGCGGCGGCGCGGCUCAACAACGAACUGCUCACCAACAAGCUGAGAGAAGCAGCAAGGUGUAUAAAAUCGCUAACGCCCAACCCAAUCCUGAACCAGGAGUCGGCGAAGUUCCGCACGAGGUCCGCGAAACGACUCCAGAAGCCGCGGGUCGACUCGAAACUAGUCGAGAUGAUCAAGUCUGUCACCUCACCCAUCAGAAUAGACAGGCAGAUCGACAGGCUGGGUAACAAGGAGAUGUUGAAAUAAUAUUUAAGUGAUUUAUAAAUUAUUGGCAUUAAAAAGAAGUUAUGGGGCAAUGAGAAUCAUGGUGGGGUAACUAAAAUUUUUAUAUUAUUAAGUUUUUAAUUCUAAUUCAAAAUUAAUCAUUUUGAAAGAACCAGGGUUGCCGAAAAGUGUUUUAACUUGAACUUAAAUAAUUAUUAUUUAUUAAAUCACUGUUUUUACAAUGAUAUUGUAAAAAAAUUAUAUAGCCCUCUAUGGUUCUUAUGGCCUCAUAUUUCAAUAAGAUUAUUUCUAGAUAUUACCGAUCUAUCAAAUUAUUUUAUUGUUUCAUCGGGCAGAAAAUAAUAUUUAUUUUGUGAUGGCUUUUUUUCCUUACUUUGUGGUGAUAACUGGUAACUUCUAUGGCGUAAUUAUAAGCAGGCAAAAUUUGAAAGCAUCAUAAUACAAACCCGAGUUUUAGAGUUUCAUAUCAAUCGGUAUGCAGGGUUUGUUUUCAAGUGCCCUAAAUUGAUUCAAAUGGUAGUUGAAAACUAAAAUACGAUAAAGUUAUAUAUCUUAAAAUUUUAACCAAUUAAUUACAGUUGGUUUUGAUACGAAAACAUGACUUAUAAACGUUUCGUGAUUUAUUAUCUGGACUCUUAUUACCUAAAUCAAAAAUUAUUUGUUGAAUAAUAGUAUUUGGAUUUAAAUUACUCCUUUCUUAUUAUAAUCAUAAAAAUGGGGUAAAUAUAAAUAUAUAAUUAUUAAUUUAUUAAUUAAAAGAAUAAAAUACAGUAAUAAGCCAUGCGGCACCAAAAGGCAGACGUUUUCGAAAACGUCGAAAAAAUUUAGAUUUACUGUUAACCUCUAUUUUGAGUAAUGCACAACACAACUAACACAAAGUAACAUACAAAUCGCGAGUGUAAGACGUGGCUUGUCACGCACAUUAAAGUUACAAACCUGGCCUGUUUUCAUCGUUGUCUAGCAGGCUCUAGAGGCUCUAUCUAUUCAUACGUAUUUUUAUCUUAGAUCAUUGUAUCUAAAAUAAAAAUAUAGUAAGUUGCGUAACAGCUAUUUAUAUUGCUGAUUUAAUAAAAAAAUAGGUUUUUUUUUUCGAAAAUAGGCGUGUAUACACAUUAUAGAAGAGGAAUCCAAAUUCUAUCAUCAACCAUAUUGUAAUCAAGCUAUACCACAGAAAUAUUCACAAUAUUUCUUUUUAUGAAUUUAUUUUUGUCUGUCGUCAAUUACCCCCUUGGAUAUUAGGGUCAAUUAAAAACAAACAUUUAUCUGGCUUUGUUAAAUUAGUAUGUCUGUAUACACAUAAUGCUGAACCGAUUUGACAUUAACUUUGAAUUAAUCCGUUCACAUAGAUACAAGAUAUUAAAAUGAUGACUAUUUUUACAUAGUUUCCGAUUUUCAGCCAUUUUAAAAAAAGGUUCAAAAGUAUUUUUUUUUAAAAUAUUUACAUACUUGACUGACAGUACUUUGAUGUAAAAAGCUUAAACAUUUUGAACUUGCAACAGGAUUGUACGCUCAUAUUAAGAUAUUUAUUAAAUUAUUGAAAAAACAAUGUCCACCCAUAUAAAAAAAUUAGUUAUUGGUUAAUACCAAAUGCAGUGUUAAUAGCUCGUUUUAAGUUUAAGAACUAAGAUAUUGCCGAUUUUAUAAAUGACGCCGUUUUACAUCUGCUCGCCCCUUGACUUGUUCCGAUAGUAUAAAAACAAAUGAUUGAUAAUAUAACCGGCCAUAAUAAUACAGCCAUAAAUCUAUAUUAGGCGUAUUGCAUAUUGCUUGGACAUAUCAUCUAAAUGACACACAUACACGGUAAUUAUACUAUUACCAUUACACAACUUACGUAUUAGGAAAAAAAGAAUUAAAUUAUUAAAACUUUUGUGAAACAUUAUAACUUUAUUUACUAAACACGGCUUUACCCACGUUUUAUGGGUGUGGAUUGGGUACCGACUAGUUUCGGACCAUUUGAAGUUCCUUCAUCAAGGUAAGAGUGUAGUGGGUUCGCGUCCCGUCUCAUACUGCUGAUUUGUGCUCGUAGUGCGCGGCUUCAGAAAUGCUAUAAUUAGUUUACAUAAAAAAGUUUAUCUCUCAGAAAAAUCAAUUUCAACGACUUACGAAUUUUCGAUCAGGUGCACGUGUCCUGACGCGAGUUUAACAUUUUAUACCCAUCCCAAGAAAUGUGCUCAACGCCGCUAAAGAAGUUUUCACUUCAAUAAUAAAAACGUUAUUUUACGGUACGGAGAACUAUUAUCCAUCGAUUGUUAAGUUAACUUAUAAUCUAAUGGAGUUAGUAAUUAUAACUUCGAAGAGAUAUAUUUAUUUUUAUUGAAUAAGUUUUGCGUCCAUUAUUUUAGGCAGGAUAAGUAGAAAUAAUCUUGACUUUACAUAUUUUCGAUCACUUAGCUGUUCCACAUAACCUUUUGGUGAUGAAAAAUUUGUUAUACUAAAUUAUAACCGAUGCGAAAACGUAGAAUCCCCUCUUAACAAUGUCGUCAUACAAAGUAGCAUAAGUUUUGGAAUAAUAAAAGUUAACAUUGUUACUUUUAUAAUAUUUUAGUUAUAGAUAGUUAUUAAAGUAUGGUAAGGAAUCUAACAAAAUGUUAAUCUCUCUUUCUCUUUCUCUCUCUCUCUCUCUCUCCUCUGUAAUUUUGGUGUUUCUUUAACCAGUUUGGUGUAGACCUGCUACAGUUUUCACCGUUUUGCUUCCAUCCAAUUCGUAACCACUUUUCCGUAAUCCGUCCAUAGCAUCUGUUGUCUACCUCUAGGUCUCUUCAUUGCUGCACUAUCAAAAGUUGGCAAUUUCUACUUGUUUUGUACGGAAAUAGUAAUUCAGUGUUUUAGAUUUAUAGCUUAUUUUGUUCGUCAUUCCGAAAAGCCCGUUCUACGUUGGAAGCAAAAACCAAAUAGUUGGAUGGACCAAAAAUUGGUUGGCUGCUAAGCUUUCUCCUUGAAGCGCGCACCGUUCAAGAGAUCUCUACUAACAUAAUGACGUUUAAUGCGCGUUCAGUCGGCAUUCAGAUACGGACCGCGCAACGAAAAUGCCGAAUUGUUCGCUUUGUGUGGUAUAAAUAUAUAUAAAUUGAAAAGUAGUUCAAACUAAAGCUCACUGUAACAUCACCUAUCACCGUGAAUACAAUAAUUGACAUAUUUUACUUAAUAAAUACUUAUAAUAUAUAUGUUUAAGAAUGAUGCAGAUGUCUCGGCCUCAAGUCAAACUUUACUUUACCCCUCGCCAAACUCUAGUUCACUCCGACGUUGCAGCGUAUAGUUCCGCAUUAACAAACAAUUAGGUCUCAGAGAGGCAAAUGCAGAACGAAUCGUGGCAACUUCAUAUCGCACUAAUAGCUUAAAAUAAGAACAUAUUAAUAAAUAGUGAUGUGAAGCGAUUCCUAGAAGUAUGUCAAUUUUUUAUUAUAUUUAUAAAUAACUUUAAGAUCAUUAAUUAAUUAAUACUACCACCGCACCGUGGUUCCAUGAAAAAAGUACGCACAAAGAAUCCCACCUAUUUAAGUUACCUUAAUUGCAAGCAAAAGCAGAUUUUAUUUAUAACGUUGAUGAUAUAUUUUUUAUGACAAUAACGGACGAGACGUGCCGCUCAGGAUUCUUGCCAAACCCAAAAAUUCUGAGCGGCACUACAAUUACGCUCGUCACCUUUAGACAUAAGAUGUUGUCUCAUUUGCUCAGUAAAUUCU
Molecule: messenger RNA, 5478 nt
Organism: Leptidea sinapis
Lineage: Eukaryota; Metazoa; Arthropoda; Insecta; Lepidoptera; Pieridae
Product: wee1-like protein kinase
Exons: 11
Coding region: 104-1819 (571 amino acids)
Biological process (GO): protein phosphorylation; mitotic cell cycle
Cellular component (GO): nucleus
Molecular function (GO): magnesium ion binding; non-membrane spanning protein tyrosine kinase activity; ATP binding
Source: RefSeq, a predicted model, not a curated record